This is a messenger RNA of Dentiscutata heterogama, 657 nucleotides long. The record is from the annotation of a GenBank genome assembly. NCBI's taxonomy places the organism in Eukaryota, Fungi, Glomeromycota, Glomeromycetes, Diversisporales, Gigasporaceae.
AUGGAUAUUGAGGAAUUAAAAUUGCAAAUAAGCUCUGUACAGGCUGAGAGAGAAAGGCUAGAAUUACUAUUGUCACAAUAUAUGGGUGAUGCAGUUAUAGCUAAAGAGGAUCGUUGUGUGCAAUCACGAAAGGAAAGAUUGUGGAAACUAGCCAAUGAUUUAUUUAAUGCUUUUUCUUUACCUGAUCCAAAGACACAUGAAUUGUUUAUAAACACACAAGAAUUGACUAGAGAAGGGUUCUCUAAUAUUUUUGAAUGUUAUGAAAAGGGCAUUGCUAGACUUGGUGCAAUUUUGCGCCAAGAUGUUUAUAAAACUGAAGCUCGUGUUACAAAAGGCCGCCGCAAACGAAAUGUAAGAGUACAUAAAUUAGCUAUUUUACCUUCACAAAUGUCACAAAGGCAAAAUAAUCGUACUGAAAACAAUGAAUCACAGCAACAAGAUCAUGAAAACAACAAUUGUAUAAGGCGUCAACGUCGAAUUACAACAAAUAAUGAAAAAGAAGUACUUGAAAGUAUACUUAAUUAUGAUGCUUUUCCUGAGGAUAUAGCCAUUGAAACUUUGCAUAAACUUCAUGAUUUUAGUUCUGAGUGGGACAUGCAACGUAUUCGAACAUAUUGGAAAAAUAAUCGGCAUAACAAGCGAAGAAAAAUAGAUUAA